Messenger RNA from Mercenaria mercenaria, 4408 nucleotides. RefSeq lists its product as uncharacterized. Gene Ontology annotation, molecular function: protein folding chaperone. Lineage: Eukaryota; Metazoa; Mollusca; Bivalvia; Venerida; Veneridae. The transcript is spliced from 5 exons. Gene Ontology annotation, biological process: response to heat; protein refolding. Bases 81 to 1391 code for a protein of 436 amino acids. The record is from RefSeq and is a predicted model, not a curated record.
UUACACUAUAUAAAAUUCCCGGUUCUGCAUUAAAGCCUUUAUCAGCAAAGAUACAUAAAUAAAUAACUGCAAUAUCAACAAUGUCUUGGACUAUUAUACCGCUUUCAAAGUGGGAUUUCGGGUAUUUCGCCCGCCAGAGAGCUAUGUUCCCGGAGUGGCUACAAUUUUUUGAUGAUGACUGGCGAAUGGGAAGUUUUGAAGAAUCACGCAUCCGGUUCAAUCGGGAACUGAACAAGAUUCGUAGAGAAAUGCAUCGGAUGGAUGAGCAACCAAUUAAUCUGGAUUUAAGGCAACCAUUUAUUACAGAUCCAGAGGGGCAGACUAAGUUCAGCCUUCGUUUUAACUGCAGUCAGUUCAGGCCUAACGAAAUUUCUGUGAAGACACAGGAUAAUAAACUCAGUGUUCACGCCAAGCACGCACACGAGCAAGAUGGCCGAAAAUUUUCCCAAGAAUUCUACAGGGAAUGCACGCUUCCUGAAAAUGUUGAUCCGAAAAAGCUGAAGUCCAGUCUAACCAGUGAUGGCGUACUCCAGAUCGAGGCACCGGUAGAGCCUCUCGUCGUGGCGCCAAAGGAGCAUGCGAUUCCGAUAGAGCAUCUGAAAAGUGAGAAAGAUAAACAACUUGUGGCUGUUGAAAAAGAGGAGGGAGAUGACAAAAAUGAAAAUAAAGACAAUGAUUCUAUUUACCAUGGAGGAAACGUGAUUCAUACUAAACCACCACUGAAAACGCCAUUGACAGUAGAGAAGAACCCGCACGUAGCAAACCACGUAUCACCUGCAACAUCAACACAGGAAUAUAGGAAAAACAUGUCUUGGGAUAUUAUACCGCUUUCAAAGUGGGAUUUUGGAUAUUUCGAUCGCCAACGGGAUUUGUUCUCGGAGUGGCUACAUCUUUUUGAUGAUGACUGGCGAAUGGGAAGUUUUGAAGAGUCGCGGAUCCGGUUCGAUCGUGAACUGGACAAGAUUCGGAGAGAGAUGCAUCGGAUGGAUGAGCAACCAGUCAACCUGGAUAUACCGCAACCAUUCAUUACAGAUCCAGAGGGGCAGCAUAAGUUCAGCCUUCGUUUUAACUGCAGUCAGUUCAGGCCUAACGAAAUCACCGUGAAGACACAGGAUAACAAACUCAAUGUUCACGCCAGGCACGCGCAGGAGCAAGAUGGCCGAAAAUUUUUCCAAGAAUUCUACAGGGAAUGCACACUUCCGGAAAACGUCGAUCCGAAAAAGCUGAAAUCCAGUCUAACCAGUGAUGGCGUACUCCAGAUCGAGGCACCGGUAGAGCCUCUCGUCGUGGCGCCAAAGGAGCAUUUAAUUCCGAUAGAGCAUCUGAAAAAGGAUAUAAAGAAAGAUAAACAACUUGUGGCUGUCGAAAAGGAGAAGGGAGAUGAAAAAUAAUUAAAACAAAGUUAAUGACUGAAAAAAAUGAAUUUGAGUUUUGCUCAUUUCGUUAUUUCUACUUGACAUUUUUUCUAAGAAAAACGGUAAAUCUAGGAACUGAUAUUGAAGGAAACGUAACUCGGCGUUAAAGUAUGACGAGCGGAAAAGGUUGAGAAAAAAAAAAAAACAACCAAAAAAACGUCAGAGAACCCGCCAUCAAAACAGUGUUCCUUUUAGCCAUUCGGGUAGGAACUAUGUAAGAAAUGGCUUCAUAGAAUUUAUGUAUAUUGUAUAUCAUUCGUUGUGAUGCUCGCGCCGCCGCAUUAAGAAAGGGCAAAGUAAACAGCUUGAAAUCGUUAUAAACAUGUGGAAAACUAUUAAUAUCACCUGGAUACACCAACUCAAAUAUCAGUAUCAUUACUUGCUUUUAUUAUGGCAGUUUGUUUUGCAAUUAAAAUGAGAUAACCAUGUUCAACAAAUCAUCACUAGGCUAUGUUGAUUUUGUGUACACAAAAAUGUAACUCAUUAUCAUUAAAUACUUAUCCUUUUCUUAUCUCUUAAACAGAUAUGUGUGCAGCACAUUUUAAUUUAAAGCAUCAUGAGCGGCUCAGCCUUUAAUAAACUUUGAAAUUCUGUGUAACAGGAUAUCCUAAUACAUGUAGUAUGAUACAGGAUAUAGCUUUUGUACUUAUCUUUAAUAGAACAACCUGUUAGUUACACAUUUUAGCUCACCUGAGCAAUGCUCAGGUGAGUUUUUCUGAUCGCUCGAUGUCCGGCGUCCGUCGUCCGUCGUCUGUCGUCUGUCGUCCGUCGUCUGUCAACAUUUAGCUUGUGUAUGCGAUAGAGGCUGUAUUUUUCAAUUAAUCUUCAUGAAUAUUGGUCAGAAUGAUAACCUUGAUGAAAUCUAGGCCGGGUUCGAAAAUGGGUCAUCUCGGGUCAAAAACUAGGUCACUAGGUCAAAUCAAAGAAAAACCUUGUGUAUGCGACAGAGGCUGUAUUUUUCAUUUAAUCUUCAUGAAUAUUGGUCAGAAUGAUAACUUUGAUGAAAUCUAGGCCGAGUUCGAAAAUGGGUCAUCUCGGGUCAAAAACUAGGUCACUAGGUUAAAUCAAAGAAAAACCUUGUGUAUGCGAUAGAGGCGGUAUUUUUCAAUUAAUCUUCAUGAAUAUUGGUUAGAAUGAUAACCUUGAUGAAAUCUAAGCCGAGUUCGAAAAUGGGUCAUCUGGGGUCAAAAACUAGGUCACUAGGUCAAAUCAAAGAAAAACCUUGUGUAUGCGAUAGAGGCUGUAUUUUUCAAUUCUUCUUCAUGAAUAUUGGUCAGAAUGAUAACCUUGAUGAAAUCUAGGCCGAGUUCGAAAAUGGGUCAUCUCGGGUCAAAAACUAGGUCACUAGGUCAAAUCAAAGAAAAACCUUGUGUAUGCGAUAGAGGCUGUAUUUUUCAAUUGAUCUUCAUGAAUUUUGGUCAGAAUGAUUGCCUUGAUGAAAUCUAGGCCGAAUUCGAAAAUGGGUCAUCUCGGGUCAAAAACUAGGUCACUAGGUCAAAUCAAAGAAAAACCUUGUGUAUGCGAUAGAGGCGGUAUUUUUCAAUUGAUCUUCAUGAAUUUUGGUCAGAGUGAUUAACUUGAUAAAAUCUAGGCCGAGUUCGAAAAUGGGUCAUCUGGGGUCAAAAACUAGGUCACUAGGUCAUAUCACAUAAAAACCUUGUGUAUGCGAUAGAGGCGGUAUUUUUCAAUUGAUCUUCAUGAAUUUUGGUCAGAAUGAUUACCUUGAUGGAAUUUAGACCAAGUUCGAAAAUGGGUCAUCUGGGAUCAAAAACUAGGUCACUAGGUCAAAUCAAAGAGAAACCUUGUGUAUGCAGUUGAGGCUGUAUUUUUCAACUGAUCUUCAUAAAUUUAGCCAGAAUGAUAACCUUGAUAAAAUCUAGGCCGAGUUCGAAAAUGGGUCAUCUGGGGUCAAAAACUAGGUCACUAGGUCAAAUCGAAGAAAAACCUUGUGUAUGCAAUAGAGGAUGUAUUUUUCAAUUGAUCUUCAUCAAAUUUGGUCAGAGUGAUUGCCUUGAUGAAAUCUAGGUCGAUUUUGAAUAUGGGUUAUCUGAGGUCAAAAAGUAGGUCACUAGGUCAAAUUAAAGAAAAAUCUUGUGUAUGCGAUAGAGACUGUUUUUUUCAAUUGAUUUUUAUGAAAUUUGGUCAGGUUGAUUGCCUUAAUGAAAUCUAGGUCGAAUUUGAAUAUGGGUCAUCUGAGGUCAAAAACUAGGUCACUUGGUCAAAUCAAAGAAAAAACUUCUAUAUGUGAUAGAGGCUGUACUUUUCAGUUGAUCUUCAUGAAUUUUGGUCAGAAUGAUUGCCUUGAUAAAAUCUAGGUCGAGUUUGAACAUGGGUCAUCUAGGGUCAAAAACUAGGUCAUAUCUAAGAAAAUGCUUGUUUUAUCGCAAGAGACCAAUUUUUUGGUCCAAUCUUAAUGAAAAUUGGUCAGAAUAUUUGUUUCCAUGAAAUCACUAGGUCAAACAUGUUUUACAGUUAUGGAGUGUUUCUUAGGUGAGCGACCUAGGGCCAUCUUGGCCCUCUUGUUUACUGGUAAUGAUAUCUACUAGUUAAAUCGCAAGCAGUAAAUAAAAUAUAGGUUUUUUUUCCUGAUGAUUGGUUCAUGUUUAUAUUGAUCUCAAGUGACAGGUUAUCCUAAGUUACUGGUACAAUAUCAUGAAUGGCGAUGUGAUUAUUACUGAUGACGUGUUCGUUUAAAAGGACAGUAUACAGAAUAUUUCAAAACAGGAUAAAACGUAAACUGAAAGAAACUUACAACUGAUCCGACGGGUGAUUCAACAAGAUAGAAAUAACUUGAUUACAUACAGUAAAUUUAUAAAUAUGUAGAAUUGUAAGCAUACUAAUAGGUAUAAUCAGUGUUGCCUAGUAACUGUUCUAAUUUGCUUUAGUUUCUGUGUUCUGUUAGAGGUUAUCAAUUAAUAUAAAGUUUGUUUUAAGAUUUAAAAUGUGUGUAUUAUGUGCAUGUAUGAGACAUUAUUAUAAUCCUGUAAGCUUUC